Messenger RNA from Pyrus x bretschneideri (Chinese white pear), 4457 nucleotides. RefSeq names its product ubiquitin C-terminal hydrolase 12-like. Gene Ontology annotation, cellular component: cytosol; nucleus. The coding region runs from base 1 to 4299 and encodes 1432 amino acids. The record is from RefSeq and is a predicted model, not a curated record. NCBI's taxonomy places the organism in Eukaryota, Viridiplantae, Streptophyta, Magnoliopsida, Rosales, Rosaceae. Gene Ontology annotation, molecular function: protein binding; cysteine-type deubiquitinase activity; cysteine-type endopeptidase activity. The transcript is spliced from 37 exons. Gene Ontology annotation, biological process: protein deubiquitination; regulation of protein stability.
AUGAUACAUUACUUUAGCACUGCAAAGCUUGUAGAGCUGUCUCAUCCAAAAGCAGAACUCCGACUGCUUGAGGUUUUCGAUCACAAGAUCUACAGGAUCUUCCUAAACAGUGAGAAAUUUGAGAAUAUUAAUGACCAGUACUGGACUAUUCGUGGAGAGGAGAUUCCAGAAGAAGAGAAAAACUUGGGUCUCGAUGAUAUCUUGAUUCAUGCUUACCACUUCACGAAAGUCACUGUAUUGAACCAGACGCAAAGAAGAGAUGUUUAUGGUGCACGGGAGCAGUACCUUGGGUUGGAGCACUCUGAUAAAGCUCCUAAGAGGGCUCACGCAGCAAAUCAAGUAAUUGCUGCGGCUGCCCAAGAAACCUUAGAGUCCAUGGCGUCUAAUGUCGGCCAUGUUACAGCAAGCAGAGAAAUGCAAAAUGAUGACCUGGAUGGCCCUGCUUCUCCAGCAGUUGAUCGAACUCUGAGAAGACUUUCUGCUGCAGAGGAUCUAUUGAAGUCCACUUUAGCCAGAGAACCAUCAGUAGAGGCUUUGGCUGCAUUAGACACUGUGAGCCGCUACGCAAGGAGCAGCCUAGACACUCUCAGCAUGAAUGGGGCAUAUGAGGAGUUCAAAGCAGCCUUGAAACUCUUGACUGAACUAGGGAUGAUUCAUUCAACGAUCACUUCCAUGUUCAAGGCUCUUCUUUCGAAAUGCCGAAAUCAGAGCUCUAAUUCUGUUUAUCUUUCCAGCAGCAAAAGGGACGAGGAGAUGCAUGUGCCGCCUUCGGAUUUGGCAGGAAGCUCUCGGGGCAUGGAAGAGUGCAAGUCAUUUAAUUUUCUUCCGGGUAUUGAUAAUGUUGUUUUGAAAUUUACGGUAUUUGGUGUGGUGGGAGUAGCUCAAGUGGAGCAGACUAAUGCAUUUGAGGAUCCUCAAAAGAAGAAAUUCACUUGGACAAUUGAGAGCUUUACUAUGUUGGACAACAAGAACCACUACUCUGACAUCUUCGUUGUUGGCGGCUUUAAAUGGCGGAUAAUAAUGUUUCCCAAGGGAAACCAAGUGGAUGCGUUAUCAAUGUAUUUGGACGCGGCAGAUUCUGGGACAUUGCCAUAUGGGUGGAGAAGAUUUGCACACUUUAGCUUGGCUGUAGUUAAUCAGAUCGAUACCAAGUACUCAGUAGAAAAGGACACACGACACCAGUUCAAUGCAAGAGAAAGUGACUGGGGAUUCACUUCAUUCAUGCCUCUUGGUGAUCUUUAUGACCCGAGUAGGGGAUAUCUGGUGAAUGAUACAGUUGUGGUUGAAGCGAAAGUUACUGCCUGUGAGGUUCUUAAUUAUCAGUCAUAUGACUCGAAAAAGGAAACUGGUUAUGUUGGGCUUGAGAAUCAGCGGCAAAGUGGUUAUAUGAAUUCUCUACUCCAGACGUUUUACCAUAUACCAUACUUUAGAAAGGCUGUGCAUCAUAUGCCAACAACUGAGAAUGACAUGCCUUCAGGAAGCAUCCCUUUGGCACUACAACGUUUAUUCUAUAAGCUUCAAUACAGUGACAGCAUUGUUGCAACUAAAGAAUUGACCAAGUCUUUUGGGUGGGAUACACAUUAUUUGUUUAUGAAACAUGACGUACAUGAAUUUAAUAAAUUUCUUAGUCAAAAGCUUGAAGAUAAAAUGAAGGGAACUGUUGUGGAGGGUACAAUACAGCAGUUAUUUGAAGGACAUUACAUGAACUACACUGACUGCAUCAAUGUCCACUACAAAUCUGAAGGAAAAGAGUCAUUUUAUGACCUCCAGCUUGAUGUAAAAGGCUGUCGGGGUGUUUAUGAUUCUUUCGAUAAGUAUGUGACAGUUGAACAUCUUGAGGGUGACAAUAAAUACUGUGCCGAACAAUACGGUUUGCAGGUUGCUAAGAAGGGUGUCCUGUUUAUUGACUUCCCUCCUGUUCUUCAACUUCAGCUAAAGCGAUUUGAGUAUGAUUUUGUGCGGGACACUGUGGUUAAGGUAAAUGAUCGCUAUGAAUUUCCUCUUCAACUUGACCUUGAUAGGGAGAAUGGAAUGUAUCUAUCACCUGAAUCAGAUAGGAGUGUCCGCAACCUCUACACUCUUCAUAGUGUCUUGGUUCAUAUUGGUGGGGCACAUGAUGGACGUUACUGUGCUUUCAUAAGGCCAACCCUCUGUGACCAGUGGUACAAGUUUGACAAUGAACGUGUGACGAAAGAGGAUGUGAAAAGGGCUUUAGAAGAGCAGUAUGGUGGUGAGAAAGAGUUGCCACAGACCAAUUCUCGCUUUAAUCGUACUUCUUUCAGCCUUACAAAAUACUCAAAUGCAUACAUGCUUGUGUAUAUACGGGACAGUGAUAAGGAGAAAAUAAUGUGUAACAUGGACGAGAAAGACAUAGCCGAACAUCUAAGGAUAAGGUCGAAGAAGGGACAAGAAAAGAAAGAGGUCGAAAGAUGUAAUGCACAAGCACACCUCUACACUACUAUUAAGGUUUCUCGAGAUAAGGACCUGGCAGAACAAAUUGGAAGCGAUGUAUAUUUUGGCCUUGUCGACCAUAACAAAGUUCAUAGGUUCCGUAUUCUGAAUCUAACACCCUUUAAUCUUUUCAAGAAGGAGGUUGCAAAUGAGUUUGGCAUACCAGUGCAGUUUCAGCGUUUCUGGAUUUGGUCCAUGAGAAAAAACCAUACAUAUCGCCCCAAACGACCAUUGACAAGUUGUGAAGAAUCACAAGCAGUUGGACGAUUGAGAGAUGGAUCAAAUACAAUACACAAUGGAGAGCUAAAGUUGUUUUUGGAAGUAGAGUUUGGGCCGGAUCUGUGUCUUAUUGCUCCGCCUGCCAAAACCAAGAAAGAUAUCCUUGUUUUCUUUAAGCUUUAUGAACCUGAGAAACGAGAACUACGUUUUGUUGGUCGGCUUUUCGUGAAGAGUUGUAGCAGGCCAGAAGAGAUUUUAGCAAAAUUGAAUCAGCUUGCUGGUUUUUCCCCUGAUGAAGAAAUUGAACUCUAUCCGGAAUUAAGGUCUGAGCCUUGUAUCAUGUGGGAGCAGCUUGACAAGAAGAUCCCAUUUCGAUUCAGUCAGAUUCAAGAUGGGGAUAUUAUAUGCUUUCAGAAAUCUACUCCUCAUGGAAGUGAAGUAUGUAAAUAUCCUAACAUUCCUUCAUUUUUCAGAUACCUACAUUAUCGUCAGAUUGUUCGUUUCCGUUUGCUGGAGAAACCGAAUGAGGAUGAUUUCAGUUUAGAAUUGUCAAAGCUUCACACUUACGAUGAUGUUGUGGAGAAUUUGGCUCGCCAAAUUGGUUUGGAAAAUCCCACCAAAAUCAGACUCACUGCACAUAACUGCUUAUCUCAACAACCUAGGCCCCAACCUAUCAAAUAUCAGGGAGCAGAGCAUUUAACAGAAAUGUUAACUCAUUACAAUCAAAGCUCUGAUAUUUUGUACUAUGAAGUCUUGGGCAUUCCCCUGCCAGAGUUGGAAGGCCUGAAAACUCUAAAAAUUGCCUUUCAUCAUGCUACAAAAGACGAGGUGGUGAUUCACACUAUUAGCUUUCCCAAACGGAAAACUGUUGGGUAUUUGAUUAAUGUACUUAAAACGAAGGUAGAGCUGUCUCAUCCAAAUGUAGAACUCCGAGUGCUUGGCAUUUUAUAUCACAAGAUCUACAAGAUCUUUCUGCACUCUGAAAAAAUUAGGAAUAUUCAUAAACAGUACCGGACUUUGCGUGUAGAGGAGAUUCCAGAAGAAGAGAAAAACUUGGGUCAACGUGAUCGCUUGAUUCAUGUUUACCACUUCACAAAAGUCACUAAUCGAACUUAUUGUUUGAACAUUUUACAGCAUGUACAAACUUUUGGGGAACCUUUUGUCUUGGUCAUCCAUGAAGGUGAAUGUCUAGCUGAAGUUAAAACACGGAUACAAAAGAAAUUGCGGGUUCCCGAUGAGGAGUUCUCAAAGUGGAACUUUGCAUUUUUGUCACGUGGUCAUCCAGAGUACUUGCAGGAUUCUGACAUUGUUUUCAGCCGAUUUCAGAGAAGCAAAUCGUUGCCUCCAUGGGAGCAGUACCUCGGGUUGGAGCACUCUGAUAAAGCUCCUAAGAGGGCUUAUGCAGUAACUGAAGCAAGUGCUGCUGUACCCAGCAAAAGGAGAAAAAAGGGUCGUAAGGGGGGACAAAUGCCCUAUCCCGUUCCAAUCUCUACCGAUGUCAUUCCAGCGAUCACGGGGACUUCUCAGCCCCAAGGACCUGCCGGGAAUGCAGGCAAGGUAGGUGAGAUUCCGGCUGUAAAUCUCUCUUUACCAACCUCUGAGCCAGGCAAAGCCAAAGAAAGGAAAUGAAGUGUCGGGAAAAACUAUUAUUCUGAUUGAUUGAAUAAUGAUUACACCAUAUGAGACAUUUGUUAAGUCCAUUUAGAUUAUGACGAGUCUUUCAGGAAGUUGUAACUUUAUGCUUUGCUUAUCAUUAUUUCCUUUAAAUUGGGAUGUAAUACAAGCAU